UUACGUGGCCAACAAAGCCUCUCAUAACAGUGUGCACGCCAGCACUUACAUGGCCAAGAAAGCCUCUCAUAACAGUGUGCACGCCAGCACUUACGUGGCCAAGAAAGCCUCUCAUAACAGUGUGCACGCCAGCACUUACGUGGCCAACAAAGCCUCUCAUAACAGUGUGCACGCCAGCACUUACAUGGCCAAGAAAGCCUCUCAUAACAGUGUGCACGCCAGCACUUACGUGGCCAAGAAAGCCUCUCAUAACAGUGUGCACGCCAGCACUAACGUGGCCAAGAAAGCCUCUCAUAACAGUGUGCACGCCAGCACUUACAUGGCCAAGAAAGCCUCUCAUAACAGUGCACCAUACUCUUAGAUGCAACCUGGCCAGGAAAUACUUCUACGAUUGCGGGCUACUCAUUUGGACAACGGUAGCCAAGGAAGGCUUCUACAAUUGCAAGCUAUGCAUACAGACAACGUCUUCAAUUGUGGGCAUUACUUAUUGAUGCCCCCUAAAGAGUACUCAUCUAUCUUUACAAGUCGCAUUGCCGGCCGGCCAUUUUAAACACAAGUUAUUAAACAGAAUUUGGCAUCAUCGUUAGUAAAAUUAUAGUCAGAAUAAUAAAAGGGAGUUAUAUCACCACUACGUAGCUUUGGUAACAGCAUCAGCGGGACUUUCUGCACUUUUUCACUCAUAUAAAAGUUAAACUCACUUUAACUACUUUCUUAGAAAACGAGCUUGUCACGACAAGAUUUAAG
Messenger RNA from Pectinophora gossypiella (pink bollworm), 744 nucleotides. RefSeq names its product histone H1.4-like. Lineage: Eukaryota; Metazoa; Arthropoda; Insecta; Lepidoptera; Gelechiidae. The coding region runs from base 50 to 361 and encodes 103 amino acids. The record is from RefSeq and is a predicted model, not a curated record. The transcript has 2 exons.